UCUUGGGUGUCCCGAGCCCCUGCGGUCUCCCAGGACCCGCGUUGCGCAACACUCAGUCUGACAGCACCACGGUGCUUCAAACUUUCCCCCCGCGCCCCCGGAUUCCAUUUCCUCAUCCCCCGGGGGGGGGCGUCUAUAAAGGGCAGGGGAGAUGCCUCAGCACUGCAGGGGGACGCAGCCAGCAGCGAGUGUCCGCUCCCGUCUCCGCUCUCCCGACACCAGCCCACACGCCCUCCACUCGCAUCAUGAAGGUGUCCGGGGCUGCGCUGGCCGUCCUUCUCUGCGCCAUGGCCCUCUGCGGCCAGGUCUCCUCGGCACCACGUGACGCCGACACCCCCACCGCCUGCUGCUUCUCCUACACCUCCCGGCAGCUUCCGCGUAAAUUCGUAGCCGACUACUUUGAGACCAGCGGCCAGUGCUCCAAGGCCGGCGUCAUCUUCCUAACCAAAAGAGGCCGGCAGGUCUGCGCCGACCCCGGGGAGGCCUGGGUCCAGGAGCAUGUCAGGGACCUGAAACUGAACGCCUGAGCAGCCUGGAAGCUUUGAGGGACCCGGUGACCUCGGUGGGCCAAUGGGAGGCAGGGGCCCGAGCCUUGGAAACACCCCUGCUACCUCCACAGCUACCUCUCCUGGGGGCUGGUUGUUGGCCAGCACCCACACUCUGGGACCCUUCCUAACUUAAAUUUCAGCUUAUUUAUACUAUUUAAUGUUUGUAAUACAUUUUCAUUUUCAAUGUCACACUGUGUUUGGGGCUAUUCGCUCCAAGAGAUCUCGGGGCGCCUGUCCCCACCCUCCCCUCCCCCUUCACUUGCACUGUGAUUGGCAAAUUUGAGGGAUGGUCCUCAGUUUGUCCCGGGCGGCAGUGCCGCCAGAGCCACCGGAUGGACCUGUACGCGUGAAAUGUCUCUGUUCAGUGCUGUGUUCAGCCUGGAGAAAUA
Messenger RNA from Phyllostomus discolor (pale spear-nosed bat), 937 nucleotides. RefSeq names its product C-C motif chemokine 3-like 1. Gene Ontology annotation, cellular component: extracellular region. Gene Ontology annotation, biological process: inflammatory response; immune response; chemokine-mediated signaling pathway. The record is from RefSeq and is a predicted model, not a curated record. NCBI's taxonomy places the organism in Eukaryota, Metazoa, Chordata, Mammalia, Chiroptera, Phyllostomidae. The transcript has 3 exons. Gene Ontology annotation, molecular function: chemokine activity; CCR chemokine receptor binding. The coding region runs from base 246 to 527 and encodes 93 amino acids.